Molecule: messenger RNA, 414 nt
Organism: Debaryomyces hansenii CBS767
Lineage: Eukaryota; Fungi; Ascomycota; Pichiomycetes; Serinales; Debaryomycetaceae
Gene: RPS17B
Product: 40S ribosomal protein eS17
Exons: 2
Coding region: 1-414 (137 amino acids)
Biological process (GO): translation
Cellular component (GO): ribosome
Molecular function (GO): structural constituent of ribosome
Source: RefSeq, a predicted model, not a curated record
AUGGGUCGUGUUAGAACUAAAACUGUUAAGAGAGCCUCUAAGGUCGUGAUUGAACGUUUCUACCCUAAAUUAACUUUAGAUUUCGAAACCAACAAGAGAUUAACCUCUGAAAUUGCUGUUAUCCAAUCUAAGAGAUUAAGAAAUAAGAUUGCCGGUUACACCACCCACUUGAUGAAGCGUAUUCAAAAGGGUCCAGUUAGAGGUAUUUCUUUCAAGUUACAAGAAGAAGAAAGAGAAAGAAAGGAUCAAUACGUUCCAGAAGUUUCUGCUUUAGACUUGUCCCACACCAACGGUCAAUUAGAAGUUGACUCUGAAACUGCUGAUUUAGUCAAGACCUUAGGUUUCAAAAUUCCAAUCCAAACCGUUGCUAUCUCUGCUCAAAGAGGUCCAAGACGUUUCGUUAAGAGAAACUAA